Molecule: messenger RNA, 7011 nt
Organism: Sorex fumeus (smoky shrew)
Lineage: Eukaryota; Metazoa; Chordata; Mammalia; Eulipotyphla; Soricidae
Gene: WDR81
Product: WD repeat domain 81
Exons: 11
Coding region: 323-6199 (1958 amino acids)
Biological process (GO): aggrephagy
Cellular component (GO): mitochondrion
Molecular function (GO): protein binding; phosphatidylinositol 3-kinase regulator activity
Source: RefSeq, a predicted model, not a curated record
CCGGGCGGGCGGCGGGAGGCGGGGUCGGCGCGCCCAGUCCAGCCACGUGCGGUUGUUUCCGUGCCGGGCGGUCACGUGAGCUGCGUCAGCUGACCCGUCGCGGCGGAGCCAGGCGCUGGCGCCCCGCUGCCUCUGCCCCGCCGCGCCGCGCUGGAGCGCCGGACCCUGCGCAGGGGUAAGGGUGUCCCCGCUCUCCCGUCCUGCGGCCCCUGCGCGCCCCGGCCGCCCCCGGCCCGGCCCCUGGCCCUCGGCCCGCGCAGCGCGCCGGGCCCGGCACCCCGGAAGCCGCCGCCCCGCGCUGCCCCCAGGUGUCCUGGAGGGGAUGGCCCUGGGGAGCAAGCGGCGGGAAAUUGCCCCCAGCGCGGCGGCCCCGGGAUGGUCCCCGCCUCCGAACCCGGACAUGCAGGAACUGCUCCAGAGAGUGGAGCGGGACCUCAACAUCGAUGCCCGGCAGCUGGCCCCGGCCCCAGGAGGCACCCACGUGGUGGCUCUCGUGCCCUCACGCUGGCUGGCCAGCAUCCGCGAGCGCCGGCUGCCCCCGGGCCCCUGUCCCCGGGCCGAGGGGCUGGGCGAGGCGGAAGUCAGGACACUCCUGCAGCGCUCAGUGCAGAGGCUGCCUCCGGGCUGGACGCGUGUGGAGGUGCACGGGCUGCGGAAACGGAGGCUGGCUUACCCGUUGGGCGGUGGCCUGCCCCCCGAGGACGUCUCGGGCAGCCCGGAGACCCUCAAUCGCUUCAUGCGGGAUGUGGCUGCCCAGAAUUACCGGAACCUAUGGCACCAUGCUUAUCAGACUUACGGGCAGCCCUAUAGCCAUAGUCCUCCCCCCUUGGCCGGCCCUGCCCUGGACUCAGUCCGACAGGCUCUUCAGAGGGUCUAUGGUUGCCCGUUCCUGCCCUUGGGGGAAGCCACUCCGUGCCCAUCCUAUAUCAGAGAUGGUUCCUGCCCUCCGCGGGGCAGCCCUGCCUGUCCCAGCCUUCUGAGAGCUGAGGCCCUGCUGGAAUCCCCAGAGAUGCUCUACGUACUCCAUCCAUACAUGCAGUUCUCCCUGCAUGAUGUGGUCACCUUCAGCCCUGCCAAACUGACUAACAGCCAAGCCAAGGUGCUCUUCAUUCUCUUCCGCGUGCUGCGGGCCAUGGAGGCCUGUCACCGCCAGGGACUUGCCUGUGGGGCCCUAUCUCUGUACCACAUCGCAGUGGAUGAGAAGCUGUGCAGUGAGCUCCGGCUGGACCUGAGUGCUUAUGAGAGGCCUGAGGAGGAUGAGGACCGGGAUAUCCCGGUAAGCAGGACCGGGCCGGCCAUUAAGCCUGCAGACUCAGGGGAACGGACCGUUGGGAGUGUCACUUGCCAGGAGGAACUCAGGGGCCUUGUGCUGGACUGGGUUCACGGCCGCAUCAGCAACUUCCACUACCUCAUGCAGCUGAAUCGGUUGGCGGGACGCCGGCAGGGGGACCCCAACUACCACCCUGUGCUGCCUUGGGUGGUGGAUUUCACCACACCGCACGGGCGCUUCCGGGACCUGUGCAAGUCAAAGUUCCGUCUCAACAAGGGGGACAAGCAGUUGGACUUCACCUAUGAGAUGACGCGGCAGGCGUUCGUCGCAGGUGGCACUGGGGGUGGGGAGCCCCCCCACGUGCCUCACCACAUCUCUGACGUGCUCUCGGACAUCACCUACUAUGUGUACAAGGCGCGGCGCACACCCCGCUCCGUGCUCUGCGGACAUGUGAGGGCUCAGUGGGAGCCCCACGAGUACCCCGCCAGCAUGGAGCGGAUGCAGAACUGGACUCCUGACGAAUGCAUCCCCGAGUUCUAUACCGACCCCUCUAUUUUCUGCUCCAUCCACCCUGAUAUGCCGGAUCUGGACGUGCCGUCCUGGUGCAGCUCUGGCCAGGAGUUUGUGGCAGCCCACCGGGCACUGCUGGAGAGCCGCGAGGUGUCGCAGGACCUGCACCACUGGAUCGAUCUCACCUUCGGCUACAAGCUCCAGGGCAAGGAGGCCGUGAAGGAGAAGAAUGUGUGUCUGCACCUGGUGGACGCACACACGCACCUCACCAGCUUUGGCGUGGUGCAGCUCUUUGACCAGCCUCAUCCCCGGCGCCUGGCCGGGGCACCUACCCUGGCCCCUGAGCCUCCACUCAUCCCCAGGCUGUUGUUCCAGACCAUCCAGGAGAGCACUGGCCGGGAGGACUUCCCAGGACAGCUUCCAAACGGGGCCGGUAGACUGGUUUUGGAGGCUACCCCGUGUGUGACUGGUUGGAGCAGGGACCGGCAGGUGGCAGGGGAGGAUGACUUGGAGCAGGCCACUGAAGCUCUGGAUUCCAUCGCCCUAGCCGGGAAAGCUGCUGACCAGCUGGGCCCCUCCGCCUCCUCCUCGCCUUCCUCUUCCUCCGCCACCUCCCUUCAGGGCCCCCCGGGCCUCCUUUCUUUCUCGGUGGCCUCUGCCUCUCGUCCUAGCCGCAGGAGCAAAAUGACGGGAGCAGACCUGGGGGACGGGGAGGAGGGGAAAAUCCUUCUCCCAGAGGGCUUCAACCCCUUGCAGGCUCUGGAAGAACUGGAGAAACUCGGCCACUUCCUGACCAAAGGCCUCGGGGGCCGGUUGGAGGCGGCAGAGAAGCCCCAACUCCAUUCCCCAGUGCAGCUCCGGGACCUCUUCCACCGGGACAUGCAGGCGCUGGGGGUCCUGCUGGCCGAGAUGGUAUUUGCCACCCGUGUCCGAACGCUGCAACCAGAUGCGCCUUUGUGGAUGCGCUUUGAGGCGGUUCGGGGACUCUGCACGCGUCACCCCAAGGAGAUCCCUGUGUCUCUUCAGCCCGUGCUGGAUGUGCUCCUGCAGCUGAGCGGACCUGAAGGUCUCGUGGGUCCCCAGGACAAGCCAGACCCCUUGUUUGCCUACAGACCCAUCUCCCAGGGGCUGCCCCCCCCCUGCCCGACCCAGCUCCUCAGCCCUUUCAGCUCUGUGGUCCCCUUUCCCCCCUACUUCCCAGCGCUGCACAAGUUCAUCCUGCUGUACCAGUCACGGCGCGUGGAGGACGAGGCCCAGGGCCGCGAGCUGGUCUUCAGCCUGUGGCAGCAUCUGGGUGCUGUGCUGAGUGACAUCACCCCCGAGGGCCUGGAGAUCCUGCUGCCUUUUGUGCUGUCCCUCAUGUCCGAGGAGCACACGGCCGUCUACACAGCCUGGUAUCUCUUUGAGCCCGUGGCCAAGGCCCUGGGCCCCAAAAAUGCCAAUAAGUACCUUCUGAAGCCUCUCAUCGGGGCCUACGAGAGCCCCUGCCGGCUCCACGGCCGCUUCUACCUGUACACCGACUGCUUCGUGGCCCAGCUGAUGGUGCGGCUGGGGCUGCAGGCCUUCCUCGUGCACCUGCUGCCCCACGUCCUACAGGUGCUGGCCGGGGUGGAGGCCUCCCCAGAGGAGAGCAAGGGCCUGACGGGGGCUGCUGAGGACGAAGAGAACGAGCUCCCCGGGGCCAGACCCAGCUCCUGUGCCUUCGGGGAGGAGAUUCAGAUGGACGAGGAGCCGGCUGCCGCCUCAGGCCUGGGGCUCCCGGACUACACGUCUGGCGUCAGCUUCCGCGACCAGGCUGACCUCCCCGAGACCGAGGACUUCCAGACUGGCCUCUAUGUGACUGCAUCUCCACAGCCCCAGGAGGCCGAGGCCGUGAGUCUCGGCCGGCUGAGCGACAAGAGCAGCACCAGCGAGACCUCUCUGGGCGAGGAGCGGGUGGCAGACGAGGGGGCCGCACCCCUGGACAAGAGCAGCCUCAGGUCGGGUGACAGCAGCCAGGACCUGAAGCAGAGUGAGGGAUCGGAGGACGAGGAGGAGGAGGAGGAGGAGGAAGGCUGCGUGGUGCUGGAGGAGGAGGAGGAGGAGGGCGAGGGCGAGCCGGAGGAGGGCCCUGGGGGGGCUGAGCUCACUCUCGCUGACACGGUGCUGUCCAUGGAGACGGUGGUGACUGGCGGCGGCGGGACAGACCAGGAGGAAGAAGAGGAACCGCUGACGGAGCAGUCAGAGGACAAAGAGCAGAAGAUCCUUCUAGAUACAGCCUGCAAGACGGUUCGCUGGCUCUCUGCCAAGCUCGGCCCCACGGUUGCCUCUCGCCAUGUGGCCCGGAACCUGCUGCGCCUGCUAACGUCAUGCUACGUGGGGCCCACCCGGCAGCAGUUCACGGUGAGCAGUGGAGAGAGCCCCCCGCUGAGUGCUGGCAACAUCUACCAGAAGAGACCCGUGCUGGGUGACGUGGUGUCAGGGCCCGUGCUCAGCUGCCUCCUGCACAUCGCGCGCCUGUACGGGGAGCCCGUGCUCACCUACCAGUACUUGCCCUACAUCAGCUAUCUGGUGGCCCUGGGGGGGCCCUCCAGUCCCAGUCGACUUAAUAGCCGUAAGGAGGCGGGGCUGCUGGCCGCUGUGACGCUGACCCAGAAGAUCAUCGUGUACCUGUCGGACACCACCCUCAUGGACAUCCUGCCCCGCAUCAGCCACGAGGUCCUGCUGCCGGUGCUCAGCUUCCUCACCUCCCUUGUCACAGGCUUCCCGAGUGGGGCUCAGGCCCGGACGGUGCUGUGUGUGAAGACCAUCAGCCUCAUCGCACUCAUCUGCCUGCGCAUUGGACAGGAGAUGGUGCAACAGCACCUGAGUGAGCCCGUGGCCACCUUCUUCCAGGUCUUCUCUCAGCUGCACGAGCUCCAGAAGCAGGAUCUGAAGCUGGAUUCGGCAGGCCGUGGAGAGGGCCAGCUGCCAGAGGUGACCUUCUCUGACGGGCAGCAGCGGCUGGUGGACCCUACUCUGCUGGACGAGCUGCAGAAGGUGUUCACCCUGGAGAUGGCGUACACCAUCUACGUGCCCUUCUCCUGCCUGUUGGGUGACAUCAUCCAGAAAGUCAUCCCUAACCACGAACUGGUAGGGGAACUGGCGGGGUUGUACCUGGAGAGCAUCAGUUCCAGCGGCCACAACCUGGCCAGCACAGAGCCCACGGCACCCAGCACGGGCCCCGAGUGGGACCCCCACCCGGUCGGGGCCUGCAGCCAGGACGACAGCCACUCGGGGACCUUUGGGAGUGUGCUAGUGGGCAACCGCAUCCAGAUCCCCAGCGGCUCCCAGGCCGACAGCCCCGGGCCCCUGGGCCCCAUCUCCGGGGCGGGCGUUGGCGGCGGAGGCCUGGGCGGCGAGAGCGAGGACAACGCCCUGAAGCGGGAGCUGCCCCGGAGCGCGCACGGGCUGAGCGGGAACUGGCUGGCCUACUGGCAGUACGAGAUCGGCGUCAGCCAGCACGACGCCCACUUCCACUUCCACCAGAUCCGCCUGCAGAGCUUCCCGGGCCACUCGGGAGCCGUCAAGUGCGUGGCCCCGCUCAGUGGCGAGGACUUCUUCCUGAGCGGCAGCAAGGACCGCACCGUGCGCCUCUGGCCACUCUACAACUCAGGUGAUGGCACGAGCGAGACGUCGCCACGUCUCGUCUAUGCCCAGCACCGCAAGAGCGUCUUCUUCGCUGGCCAGCUGGAGGCCCCGCAGUGUGUAGUGACCUGUGACGGGGCUGUGCAUGUCUGGGACCCCUUCACGGGAAAGACCAUCCGCACGGUGGAGCCCUCAGACAGCCGGAUGCCCCUGACAGCGGUGGCGCUCAUGCCCGCCCCCCACACCAGCAUCACCAUGGCCAGCUCAGACUCCACUCUGCGCUUUGUGGACUGCAGGAAGCCUGGCCUGCAGCAUGAGUUCCGCCUGGGAGGUGGGCUGAACCCUGGGCUUGUCCGCUCCCUGGCCGUCAGCCCCAGCGGCCGGAGCGUCGUGGCCGGCUUCUCCUCGGGCUUCAUGGUGCUUCUGGACACACGCACAGGCCUGGUUCUUCGAGGCUGGCCGGCCCACGAAGGGGACAUCCUGCAGAUCAAGGCCGUGGAGGGCAGCGUCCUGAUCAGCUCCUCGUCCGAUCACUCCCUGACCGUGUGGAAGGAGCUGGAACAGAAGCCCACGCACCACUACAAGUCGGCCUCCGACCCCAUCCACACCUUCGACCUCUACGGCAACGAGGUGGUCACUGGCACUGUGGCCAACAAGAUUGGUGUCUGCUCGCUGCUCGAGCCGCCCUCGCAGGCCACCACCAAGCUCAGCUCCGAGAACUUCAAGGGCACACUCACCAGCCUGGCCUUGCUGCCCACCAAGCGGCACCUCCUACUGGGCUCGGACAAUGGCGUCAUCCGCCUCUUGGCCUAGACUGGGGGGGGGUGGGGAUGAGCAGACACCCCUCCCUUUAACCUCCCCUCCCCGCUUCCCCCCUGCAGCUGCUUCCAGACCAGUCCCCGGACCUGUACUGCCGGCAGGAAGCCGGGAGAAGGCGCCCUUGCGCUCUGCCCGCUGUGUCCACCUGGGAGAGGGGCGUUCUGGGAAGGGAGGGGACAUGGGCCCGGCCCUGCUCCUCUCCGCCAAGACGCCCCCUCCCCAGCUGGAUUCUGUCUUCCUCAUUCUGCAGGGACAGAGAAACCCGGGGCUGCCAGGCUCCCGAGAGCUGGCCGUAGCCCAGGAGCUACGAGCCUCGAGCUGGAGUCUAACCCAGCCUGGCCCUGCCCAGGGUGGGAAUGCAGAUGGGAAGAAGAGGGCAGAGCGGGAGAGGGAGGUGGACUGGACCGGCUGGUGCCCAGCAGGAGCACCCCUCUGCCUUGCCUGCCCCCCCACCACAGUGUUUGUGCCUUGAGCCGAGGAGGCGGCCCCCCGCCCCGGCCCUCCAUCCCUGGGAGGUGGCCCACAGCCCUGAGAGAAGGGGGUGAGAAGAAUCCUUUGCAUCUCAGGUCUCUCCCAGAGCACUCCUGGGCCCCAAUUCCAGACCAGAGAUGAGGUCUGGGGCAGGCCCUGCCGCCUCCUCACAUUUGCAAUAGAUGUAAAUAUAACCAAUAAAUCCUGCGGGAAAGCCAUGGAACGCCAGGAGAGCUGGGUGUUUUUCUGCGGUUAGGGGGUGGAGGCCAGGCUCUCGUGCAUGCCAGGCAGAUGCCCUUCCACUAAGCGACAUCCCUGACCUCAUGAGGCUUUCU